This is a messenger RNA of Malus domestica (apple), 2665 nucleotides long. The record is from RefSeq and is a predicted model, not a curated record. Lineage: Eukaryota; Viridiplantae; Streptophyta; Magnoliopsida; Rosales; Rosaceae.
GGAACCAAUUUCACACUGGGCUUCUUCUUGACUACUAACGAAUAAGCCUUACGAACAGUUGGAAGCGGAUCCAUCACUAGGAUUUGCCCUCGAACAACGCUAUAGGAAUCAUUUAAUCCCAUCAAAAAUUACAUGGUUUGGUCUUGUUCAUGAUAUUUUUCAAAAGAAGAUUUUUUCCUUGCACUGGCACGUGUGUGGGGUUCUAUAUGAAGCUAGUUUAUCCCAUAAAUUUUGUAGUUUUGUGAAGUAAGUAGCCACAGACAUCGAACCUUGAGAGUGAAAGGCGAUUGCCUUCUGAAUGUGGUAGAUUCGGGUAGCGGUGUCAGCAAAAAUCACUGAGAAAGCAAGGUCAGGCGUGACCGAUUGGACGAACCAGGAUAAUAUCAUCUUGUUGCAGCGAUCCCAUAAAGCAUACUAAGUGGGUUUCUUGUCUGGAGAUGGUCCUUUCAACAUUCCAUCUAUGAAACUAAUCUUAUUCUUGGCGAUAAAGGCGAUGUGGACGACCCAACUCCAGCCAUGUUGAAAUCUGGAAAACGAGAAUGAAAAUGCUAUGGAAGCCGUGUAAAGUUGAAGAGGCUAUGAAGAGAAAAGCCUACAAUAGGUACACUGCCAGGUAAUUAGGAGCUAGGGAAACCCUACCUUUGAUACCAUCUUAAUUUAGUAUAAUAUGAUGAUUUGGAAUGAUUGAUUACAAUUGUACAAGGAUAUACAAAUAUAUACUGAUUACAUUUAGUCAAACUAGGAAAGAUAAUUCUUCUACUCUAAUUUAGGAGCUAAUAAGGCGAUGACCCGUAGAAGAAGAUGAUUACAACAAUCAUGGGGAUUUCUCUAUGAUUUGAUUUCCAACAAAGGGGUAGAGCCUGGGAUAAAUACGUCCACUCCGCACACCAUUUUUUCCCUUAUGCAAUACUCUAAUUUAUUUUUGUCAUUUAAUUUCCUUUGAUUUAUAGACUAUCUAAAGGCUAGAAAAAAGAAGUGUGCAAAAUUACUUCUUAAAGCACAAAUAUAACAAAACUUGAAAUUGAAGGAGAUGUGAAUUUAAAAUAAUUUGAUGAUUAUUUGUGCUUUAAGAAGUAAUUUGAUGAGCUGAUACCUUAGACAAAUUUUGGCAAAAUAUAGUGAAUGGAGGAACAAGUUCAACGCAUACAUAUCGAACUUAAGCAGAGGACGUCGGUAGUAGAACCAAGUUGUCAGGCCAACCAAGUCCGCACGUUACAUAAACCCAAUCUAAGGUAAUGAUGAGGCCUCCUCGCAAAGAGAUGCUCUGCUCCAUUUUCCGGUGAAUUUCAAGCUACUCGGCUGGGAGAUCUACUUCUACCCACUGCGAAGUAAGGUUCUCUCAUCUUUGUGCUUGUGGUUUCUCUCGCCAUUGGGUUGAUUUAUCCUCUCAUAAUGGCUAGUGGUGAGGAGGCUAUCCACUACCUAAGUGUUAACUUCGAAGAUAGUCUAGAUCUAGAAGAGAGGUUUGAUGAUAAUAUACAUCUAGUAGGAAGCUUGUUAGCUGAUAAUGAGCCAUCUGAGCAUGUGAUCAAGGAGGUGAUGCGUAUUGCCUGGAAUAAGAUGGGAGUUGUCAAGGUUUUGAAGACCAAACCCAACAUUUAUGCUAUCAAUGUGGGCGAGGACGCAGUGGCUAGACGACUCCUCGAGGGGAACCCUUGGUUUAACAAGGAUUACACCUCCACUAUCAAGUUGUGGCAAGCACAUGGGGUCCCAAGACAUCUAUGCACCAUGAAAAAUGCAAUAAUGGGGGAGAUGUUGGGGGCAGUCCUAGAGGUUGAGGACCACUUUGAAAUUGGCUUUCGCAAUUUCCUAUGGCUGCAAGUUGACUUCGACGGCCGAAGACCACUCGUGACAUGCUUCCAAAUACCUUUCCAAAAGACUGGAUCCAGGCUUCUUCGCUUGAAAUAUGAGGGGCUGAGGAUCUUCUGUUAUCGUUGUGGGAGGCUUGGUCAUCGAAUGGUUGCCCAUGGCUGGCGACAUCAAUGGCUUCGGGAACAAGCCGUUUGUGUGACGAGUUGUGUGCUUCCCCUCCCUCCCAAGCACCAUCUUUGCUAUUCUCGCCAGUAAAAAGGUUAAACAUGUAAUAGAGGCUGAUGAAGGGCAUUGGAGACAAAAAUGGGCAGGGGAAAAAACAUUUUCUCCUCAUGAUAUUCAAGUAAGAACGUAUAUUUAGCAUACAACCUGUCUAUGAUAUUCAGAUCAAAUAUGAACAUGCAAGACUCUUUAAGUUUUGUGAAAACCCUUUGCAACACCUUGCAACCCCUAAGAGCGUGAUACUUGCUUUAAAUGAAAUUACAAUUAUUAACCACAAGAAGAAAUACUCAAUCCUUCGGUCAUAUUUCGACUGAAUUAGAUCCAAAUACUUAUCUAAACAUUCUAAUGGUGGCCAAGCAUUCAGAUAUAAACACAGUUAAACACAGAGAUUAAUAAUUCAAAGCAAGCAUGCAUAACAUCAUAAGCAAUUGAAUAAAGACUACAUAUUCAUGCUAAGGCUCAUGACCUCGCCCUAGCAAAAGGAAUUUAGUUAUGAACAACCAUAAAACAAAAGGAAUUUUAUUGAAAUAGAAAAAGGAUAGAAAACACCUUGAAAUACAAAUCGUCAAAAGCUCUCUAUGUUCUACCAAUUGAUGCGUUCUCCCUCCCUCCCUCCCUCGAUAACCCUAAU